AUGAAGGACGCCCAAGUAUCUAAGAGGAGAAGGGUCUCCAAGGACAUUGAUGGAGACAUUGAGAUGGGAAAUGAUAACCAAGACGUAUUCUCCGUCCCGUCAUCUCCCAACAACAGAGCUUCUCCCACGCCGGUGAAAAGUGCAUCACGACGUCGAUCUAGCCGCGGCGAAGACAAACCAGACACUGAAACGACGGGCCAAGAUGGCGAGGACGAGAAGGAUGAAACACAAACCCCCGCACGUGUUGGAACACGGUCAAGUGGACGGCAGCGCAAAACACCAAAGAGGUAUGAGGAAGAGGUCGUAACACCAUCGAGGAGAAAAUCAGCAGCCACUCCACGAAGCGCGCGUGCCAGCAGAAGCGCGCAAAAGCCGCGCCAAUCUCCAGCGGAAGACGACGAGCCUGAAUCCGAAGAAGAAGAUGACGAGGAGGAAGAGGAGGAUGACGAUGAUGAAAUGGACCUCGAUGAGUCGUCUCCGGAACCUGCCCGUCGUAAAGUUACAAGGACCAAGUCGAAAAGAACUGCUGCGAGGGCCACCCCGAGAACCACGAGAACUGCACCGAGAACUACCGCAAGAACUACGACGAGAACCAGAUCCAGGAAAGUUGUGGUUGUAGAGCCGAAAGAAAAGUCGGCUUCGCCUGAGUAUCAGGACGGCUUGGAUGACCUUGUUACCAUGCAACUCCCGGAAGAUCUUUAUCAACAGCCGGAGGCCCCAGAGACUACGGAUGUCUCCGAGCCGUUGCCAGAGUAUGUGGAAAGUUUCCAAGAGCUCUGCAAGACGGGACUUGAGGACGAAGUCCGUAUUCUCUCGACUAUUUUGCUCGAAAAGCUGUCAGGGAGACGACAAAUCCCAGUGCGAGGACUUGAACCUGAAUACCAGAAAGUUCAUCAGCUCAUUGAACAGACGGUCUCCAUCGGUGAGGGUAACUCCAUGCUUCUUCUUGGGUCCAGAGGAUGCGGCAAGACCGCCAUUGUGGAAUCCAUCAUUUCAUCCCUUAAAAAGGAGCACAGCAACGACUUCCAUGUCGUGCGUCUCAAUGGAUUCUUGCACACAGAUGACCGGCUCGCUUUGCGAGAGAUGUGGCGUCAACUUGGCCGUGAGAUGCAUACCGAGGACGAUGCAGCCAAGGUCAGUUCUUAUGCGGAUACCAUGGCGACACUCUUGGCGCUAUUAUCGCACCCAGAGGAGCUCUUCGGGGCUUCUGGGGACCCAGGAUCAAAGACUGCUGCGAAAUCCAUCGUGAUCUUGCUGGAUGAGUUCGACCUAUUCGUCACUCAUCCACGACAGACUCUGUUGUAUAAUCUGUUUGAUAUUGCCCAGGCCCGCAAAGCCCCCAUCGCCGUCAUUGGACUCACCACAAAGGUCGACGUAACUGAAAUGCUUGAGAAGCGUGUUAAGAGUCGAUUUAGUCAUCGAUACACUUACGUUCCUCUACCUCGAUCCUUCGAGACAUUUUCAGAUAUCUGCCUCGGGAGCCUGGAUCUCAGUGACGCCGAAAUGGCCGAUGUCGUAAAUGAACUUGGGUCUGACCGCACUCUAGUCGUGUCUGACAAAUGGAAGUCUCUACUCGAGGGAUGGAAGGAAUAUUUGAAGCAUAUAUGGAAUGACAAUGAAUUCCAAUUCCACCUCAAGCGCAUCUACAACCAAACCAAAUCAGUAAAGGAGUUCUUCAACAGCGCCCUUCUCCCCAUCAGCGACUUGCUACAAAGUGUCUCGACCGUCGACACACCCAUCCCCGAAGUCCCAACCCCGAAAAGCUUCGCUUCCCAGUCCCUCGAUUGCCCCGACCCAGCACCUCUCCCCUUCUCUACAUCCAUCACAUCAUCCAGUCCCUCCUCAUUGCCACUGGCUUUGUUGGUUGCUGCAACCCGCUUGUCAGCCCUAUUCGACCCCGGAAACGACGGGUCCCAGUCACAUACCAUGGGACCACUUGCGCUUUCUUUCCCCGCCGCAUACGCAGAAUACGUUCGACUCCUCACCUCCGCAAAGAUAUCCGCUUCAGUGUCAGGAGCUGCUGCCACACCAGGCCGUGUCUGGGGUCGAGAUGUGGCCCGGGAGUCCUGGGAAAAGCUGCUGAGCUGGGGACUUGUGACUCCCGUGGGCAGUGGGAAUGGCACUGCUGACGGACAGAUGUUCCGUGUGGAAAUCAGUUUCGAGGAGGUCAUUGAAAUGGCUGGCUCUGGAGGCGCUCUGGGCCAGUGGUGGCGUGAAUAG
Messenger RNA from Penicillium griseofulvum, 2220 nucleotides. Its product is annotated as origin recognition complex subunit 4. The record is from RefSeq and is a predicted model, not a curated record. Lineage: Eukaryota; Fungi; Ascomycota; Eurotiomycetes; Eurotiales; Aspergillaceae. Gene Ontology annotation, biological process: DNA replication initiation; DNA replication. Gene Ontology annotation, cellular component: nuclear origin of replication recognition complex; nucleus. Gene Ontology annotation, molecular function: DNA replication origin binding; ATP hydrolysis activity. The transcript has 2 exons. The coding region runs from base 1 to 2220 and encodes 739 amino acids.